Messenger RNA from Polistes dominula (European paper wasp), 2530 nucleotides. RefSeq names its product mitochondrial translation initiation factor 2 (gene mIF2). Gene Ontology annotation, cellular component: cytoplasm. Gene Ontology annotation, molecular function: translation initiation factor activity; GTP binding; GTPase activity. Gene Ontology annotation, biological process: translational initiation. NCBI's taxonomy places the organism in Eukaryota, Metazoa, Arthropoda, Insecta, Hymenoptera, Vespidae. The record is from RefSeq and is a predicted model, not a curated record.
UCUAACCUCCAUAUAACAAAUACAUUUAGCAUAACCUAGAAUUAUGAAUACUUAUGUAAACCUUAUAAAACAUUGGAGCUAUUUGAUUGGUUACUUGUUCGAUUUCUAUUGGCUCACGUUUAACCAAUCAUAUCAACACUGCAUUUAAACGUUGUUUUGAAUCGCUAAUUGCGAUAAUAUUUAUUAUUACACUUUUUGAUACUUCUUUAUAUAACCUCUGUUAAUAUUAUUAUGUUAUUAAAUAAAUAUUAUUAUUUAAACUUAUGAUGAAUACCAGCAAAAUGUUUCCUACUUUAAUUAAAACAUGCUCAAAAUUCAGUGGAUUAAAACAGUGUAAUAAUGAAGUUAUUAAACAAAGACGAUAUUUUAAACACAAUAUAAGAAAUUCAGCUAUCAUAUUUAUAAAAUAUGAUUAUUUUCAUACAACUUCACAUUUCAAUGAACGCACUAAAGAACUAAAAUCAUUAAAAGAAACUAAGACUAAAAGGCCGUUAGUUAAUUUGUGGUCCGGCAUGAAAGUCGACGAAUUGGCAAUUAUUUUAAAAAGAGAUAUAAAAGAUAUUUUAUCAGCUGCCUCCCUUUCAGAUAAAAAUAAAAGAUAUUCAUUCGAUUCAGAUAUAAAUGAUCCACAAAUAUUAUCUAGUAUCGUUAGAAAAUUAGGAUUUCGUUAUAAGAUUGUUCCAAAACCAACCGAUGUGCAGCAAAAACAGGAAGAUUACGAUGCAGUUGUACGACCACCACCGGAUGAAUCUGUAUUAGUAAAUCGACGUCCAGUGGUAACCAUAAUGGGACAUGUUGAUCAUGGAAAAACAACUUUGUUAGAUGCACUAAGAGACACUUCGGUUGUGGAUACAGAAUUUGGUGGAAUUACUCAACACAUUGGUGCAUUUAAUGUGGAAUUAAUUACGGGUGAGAAAAUCACAUUUUUGGAUACUCCUGGUCAUGCAGCUUUCACUUCUAUGAGAGAAAGAGGUGCACAAGUAACUGAUAUUGUAGUAUUAGUAGUAGCUGCUGAUGAUGGUGUAAUGGAACAAACAAUACAAAGUAUAGAUAUGGCUAAAGCAGCUAAUGUACCUAUUAUUGUAGCUAUUAAUAAAAUUGACAAACAUAACGCUGACAUUUUAAGAACGCAAAAGAUGUUACAACAACAAGGUAUUAUCGUUGAACAACUUGGUGGUGAAGUUCAAUGUGUAAAUAUAUCUGCUUUAAAGGGAACCAAUUUAAAUACAUUGGUAGAAGCUAUAGCAUUACAGGCAGAAAUAAUUGGAUUAAAAGGUGAUCCUACAGGAUUGGUUGAAGGUGUAGUUAUUGAAUGUAGAAACGAUAAAGCUCGUGGAAAAUUAUCAACUGCGCUUAUUCAACGUGGUACUUUAAAAAAAAAUUCUGUACUUGUAAGUGGUACUGCUUGGGCUAAAGUAAGAUCAAUGUUCGAUCAUGCAGGUAAACCUGUUAUACAAGCAAGUUUAUCGGAUGCGAUACAAAUCAUGGGAUGGAGAGAAUUACCCGAUGUUGGUGAUAAAAUAUUAGAAGUUAAGAAUGAACAAGAAGCUCAUACAGUUAUUAGAUAUAGACAAAAACAAAUAGAUAAUAUUAAAGCUGAGGAACAUAAAAAGGGAGCUGAGUUAAAAUUGCACGAACAUCUAAUUGAAUAUACAGAAAGAUUGGCAAAAAGAAGAGCAAUGGGAAGAAAGUAUUAUAAACGUGAGCCUAGAAAAAAAGAAGAUACAACGGAUCCUACUCCAAAACUUAAUAUUAUAUUAAAAACGGAUGUUAGUGGUUCUGCAGAAGCUAUUUUAGAUGUAAUUGGUACUUAUACAGCGGAUGAACUUUGUCGUUUGAAUGUUGUACAUUACGGUGUUGGUUCAGUUACUGAAAAUGAUCUCGAAUUAGCAUCUACUUUUGAUGCUAUUAUUUAUCUAUUCAAUAUAAGUAUAUCUAACGCAAUGCAAAAAAAUGCUAUAGCAAAUAAUAUUAUUAUACGACCUUGUAAUGUUAUAUAUAAAUUAAUUGACGACAUAAAGAAUGAAAUUAAUUUGAAACUUCCGUUGAAAGAUAGCGAAGAAAUAAUAGGUGAAGCAGAUUUUUUAAAACAAUUCGACGUUAAGAUAGAAAAGAAAAAAGUUUCUAUAGCAGGUUGUCAAUGUACCAAAGGUAUUCUUAAAAAAAAUGAAUUGUAUCAUUUGAAACGUGGUGAUAAUAUUGUUUACACCGGAAAAUUAUUAUCGAUGAGACAUCACAAAGAAGAAGUGGAUACCAUUAAAAGUGGCACGGAAUGUGGUUUAAGAUUUGUCAAUAGUUCGAUAACAUUUCAACCAGGUGAUAAAAUAAUUUGUUUCAAACCGUACCAGGAAAAACAAACUAUCGAAUGGGAUGCUGGAUUUUAAUAAAUGUGUAUUUAUUAAUACGAUGUUCCCUAUUGAUAUUACUUAAACCAGGAGGCGGGUCGGCAACCUUUUGAGUCGGAAGAGCCAAAAAUUACAAUUUACAAAAUUUCAAAGAUUUAAAUAGUCACACAAUUUUUUCUUGCUAA